ACAAUAUUGAUUAAGUAUAAAGCGGCCAAAUGAAUUUGCGCGGUGUGUCAAGGCUGUUUCAAGUUCAUGCCUUGGUAGUUAUUGAAAGUUCUCGAAAACAGAUAAUUAUUCAUUCAUCAAUAACAACAAUGCUCAUGGUACGGACAGUAAUAUCAAGCCAUAUCCGGUUGUUGUCUACAACAGAAUCCCUAAAACAGGUAGCACAUCUUUAAUAAACUUAGUCUAUCAAUUAAUUGAAGAGAAUUACAGUCAUACACAUGUGAUACACUUGAACAUUUCUUCAAAUAAACAUUAUUUAAAUCGUGUAAAUGAAUUAUAUCUUACAGAUAAUUUGACACAUUGGACCAGUAUGCAUCCACUGAUUAUACAUGGGCAUUUCGCUUAUAUAAAUUUUAUCAAAUAUGGAUCAUUGUUUAACCCAAUAUAUAUUAAUAUGAUAAGAAAUCCACUAGACAGAUUAGUGUCUUAUUAUUACUUUCUACGAUAUGGUGAUGAUUAUAGGCCAUAUCUGAUACGUAAACGUAUGUUUGAUAUUGUGACUCGCAACCAAACAUUUGAUGAAUGUGUUCUUGUAAAUGGUAGUGAUUGUAGCCCACAACUUCUAUGGGUCCAAGUAAGCAAACAAAUUUUAUUUCUAAACGUGAAAAAUCAUUUAAAAUCAUUUCAGUGAUUAAUUAUAACCCUAAAGAGGCUGUAAUCAGUUUUCUGGGUAAAAUUUUGAAAUUACUCACGUUUCAAUCGUUGAAAUUGUUUCAGGACAUUUAAUGUCCUUUAUAUACUCGGCGCUCAGCUUGUCAAACUAUUUGUUCGAAAGUGUGUCCAUUCACCUCUAGCGUCUUUUCCCAAUCUCCUCAGAUGGCAGUUAGUUGAUUGUCUCUAACCAGUGGAUCUUGAGUAUUGUGUGUAGACAGCUGUUCACAAGUACCAGUAGAUUUUUGGUGCUGGUUGUGGUUGUCCUCCGCUUUUCAGCUCCGUAUAGUAGGACUGUUUUAACAUUAGUGUUGACAAUACUGACUCUGCCCUUGUGUGACAGUUCUUUUGAGUUUCACAUAUUUCGAUAGUAUAAUAAGAAGACGAAGAUGAUCAAAAAUAUGUGAUAUAUUAGCGCAAUACAUUUCGAACGAAGCAGUGUUUAGAUGAUUUUUUCUGUUUGGCGUUUUUUUGCAAGGUGGUGUUGGUAAACCUGUAGUCACCAUUUCUCCUUUGCCGGGAACUGGGAGUAACCGUGAAAGGUUACAUGUAGAGCUGAUAAACUAUUAACAGUAGUGAGUUAAUUUAAAGAUCGAAUAUUGGCAUUUUAUAGAGUGCUGAUAUCUACUAUUUUGAUUUCCAUUGAUUCAUUAUAUAAUGGUUAAAACUAUUGUAUCCAAAUCCAUGGCUGGAUAGUACUGAUAUACCAUAAGUUUCACUGGUUAGUCGGUUCUAAUAUAAAUCACCUCUACAUUGUUCUCCUCAUUUGACACUUCAGUGCGCAGUUGAUUGAUCACUGAAUAAUAAUGAAUGUCAUUUUUGUCUAGUCCUUUGUAUUAAGUGUAAAACCUACUCUCUACAAAAUAUCAUUUAUUGUGACUGUGAUUUACAGUAGAAUCUCAGACCGUUCAAUUUAUAAAUGUGCAUUGCUAAAGUGAAUCCGGGUUAAAUAUAAUAAAAUAUAUUAACAGGAAGCUUAUUUAUAAGCUAUCUAAAUUAACAAGAAUUUGCUUCAAAGCAUAUAUUUUAGUAAGUCAUCAUGGAGCAUUGUUUUGUGUGUAUACUUCAAUUAAUCUUGUGCCGCACUAAAAGUUAAACGAAUAAUAUAUAUCUUUCACCAGAAGGUUUGCUAUUCUGUAGCAUGACUAUAAUUUAUGUUAAGUAGCUCACAACUCAUGAGUUUAGUUGAUUUUGAAUCUGUUAAUAGGAAAAAUAUUCAGAAUAGGAUAAAAACUAGCACUAUGCGUCAAAAAUGUAGAUAAUGAGACAUAUCCAGUCAUAUGUAGUCUUAAUUUUAUUAAACACAUGCUUGAAUGAAGUGACUAGUAGACAAACGUAUAUUAUCUAAAAUUUUAACUUUCUAUCGAUUCACUGUAUUUAUAAAUUUUUAAGGUACCGUUUUUCUGCGGACAAGCAGCGUAUUGCAGAAUCCCUGGUAAUGCAGUUGCUGUAGAAACUGCUAAACGUCGUGUGAUUGAAGAUUAUCUUAUUGUUGGCCUGACAGAAGAAUUUAAUAAAUUUGUCGACUUGCUAGAAAUACUUUUACCAUCAUUCUUUACCGGUGCUCAUAAUCUAAUAUCUCGUUCAAAGGAUAAAUGGCAUCUAAGACGCACAAAUUAUAAAUUGCCAAUUAGUAAAGCAACAACUAAAAUAUAUCAAGACAAUCCGAUUUGGCAAGCUGAACAAGAGUUUUACAACUUUGUUCGUACAGAAUUUCAUACAAUACUCAGUGCUCUCCAAGGACAGUUUUCACACCAACCACUUUCAAAAUUUUCUGCAUUGUAUAAAGAAAAAAUUAAUUUUGAUAAAAUUCGCCCAAAAUUUGGCGCUUAACUUCGAAUACUUUUUUUGCUCUAAUAUUUACAGUCCUUUUAUUAUGAUAGACAUUUCAGAAAAUCAUUUAUUUGUACCAUGUUUUAUACUUUAUUUUAUUAACCGCUUUUAUUCACAUUGAGUUGCAUUUACCUUAAUUGAAAUCACCCUGUACAAUUAAAAGUCCUUUACUCUGGGUUUUUUCAUGAGGAUUUAGUAAAUUUGAUCAAUUUCACAGAUCAAGUUAUUUGUUACUUUUUUUCAGCUAUAUCAAUUUUAUGCAUUUAAUAGAGAUUUUUGCUGACCUUUAAAUGAAUGCUUAUUAGUUCUGUUAUAAAAAAAAUAAUGGGAAGGUAGCUUAGAUAUUUGUGGAUUGAUGAUAAUGUAGUCUACAUGUGCCUAAUGUUGUUUGUUACUGAGUAGAAAUAUUAUGUACAAGGAUGUCAUAGUAUGUUGCAGAAGUCGAUGCUGUUGUCCAGUUAAUAUAGUAAGUAAACUUUUAACAGCGAAUUUAAAAUUGGUGUAUGUUGUGGAUGCGGAGGAAUAGACCAAUAAUUAUCAUGUUAAGUCCAAUGGUGUCCUUGGACUUUAAAUGGACAUUUCCUAUUGGUCGAUAUCUGUUCACUUGUUGAAUAUUGUACAAAAUGUUGUUUUCUAUUUUAUGGUACGAUGUGGUAUGCUUGAUUGGUAUAUAAACAAAGUAUGUUCGAAAUAUAAUGAUUCAUAUCUCAGAGGCUGUGGCUUGUGUUCUGGACUCAACUGGCUGGGCUGGACAGGGAAGCAGGACCAAUCAGAACUGUAGGUCGUCCGUUCGUGUUUACGUGUCACUGUCACCGGAUCGAUCAAUAAACGCUGCUUAUCAAAACCUCCAGUCACACCCGUCAUAACAAUUUGCGACGGGGUGUAGAAAAAUUUUGAACCUUGUAAUUGGACGAGAUUCAGGCUAAUUGUUUCAACCAACCAGCAUCCUUGAGCAACAUUGGUCAUUAUUCCUACAGUUAAUUGUCAUUGCAGGUGCUGAAAAAAAUGACUACCUUUUCCGAUCAAUUACAGCUUCUACUUGAGCAACAACAGCAGUGCUUCAAAAAUAGCCAGUUGAAUUUUUUAGGAAAUUUACGCACACUGUUGGUAAAUUUUCCAUGUUUCGGAAAUGCAACAGAAGUUGGUAAGUUCAUUUCUCAUCUGCAGACUGAGCUGGAAAACAACUGCAGAACAUAUGAAGCUGCCUAUAAAAGCCUCUGUGAAUCCCGGACGACCAGUGAUGUAAACGAGAAAGUUAUUCAUGAUCCGCCCAGUUGUCCAGAAAUGUCAAAUUCAGAAACAUUCCCUGUCGUGGGUUCAAAUCCCACUGUUCCUGAAACGUGUACAGACAGUGAUGUACCCAGCUCACAGGAAGAAGAUCUCUUAUUAAAUGCUCAUAAGUUAAUUACAGUACCCUCUCACAAGGAAACAGGAAACAAAUCGUGCAGUAUACUGAGUCUAGCUGCUCCAAACGGUCCUCAUCAGUCAAGAACAGGAGAUUCUGGUGAAUCUUAUUAUCUAGAUCCUCUUGUACCAGAAAAUGUGUUAGAUGCACCAAGUGAUGAUCAGAAGUUUAAUACAAUUUUGAUAGAUGUUAAUUAUCCCAGUGAUCAAGUAUCCACAAAUGAGAUUUUCAAGGAAUUCUAUGGGAAUGUUCCAGAAGAAUCGAACGUUGAUGACCUCAUAUCAAGCGACGUUGGUCCACACUACUUAGUCACUUUUAGUGACUUCUCUGUUCCAUGUGACAAUUAUGUGUUAAAUAAAGUCAAAUUAAUUUUAACUUGGGGAUAUGAGGACCCAACAUUAUUUCGUGGGGGAGGAUGAACCCAGAAAAUUUCAAAAUCCGGAUAUCAACUCCGGAUCUUCAAAAAAAGGGAUGUUGUGGAUGCGGAGGAAUAGACCAAUAAUUAUCAUGUUAAGUCCAAUGGUGUCCUUGGACUUUAAAUGGACAUUUCCUAUUGGUCGAUAUCUGUUCACUUGUUGAAUAUUGUACAAAAUGUUGUUUUCUGUUUUAUGGUACGAUGUGGUAUGCUUGAUUGGUAUAUAAACAAAGUAUGUUCGAAAUAUAAUGAUUCAUAUCUCAGAGGCUGUGGCUUGUGUUCUGGACUCAACUGGCUG
This is a messenger RNA of Schistosoma haematobium, 4641 nucleotides long. RefSeq lists its product as uncharacterized. NCBI's taxonomy places the organism in Eukaryota, Metazoa, Platyhelminthes, Trematoda, Strigeidida, Schistosomatidae. Bases 3529 to 4347 code for a protein of 272 amino acids. The transcript is spliced from 2 exons. The record is from RefSeq and is a predicted model, not a curated record.